This is a messenger RNA of Ilyonectria robusta, 1020 nucleotides long. RefSeq lists its product as uncharacterized. NCBI's taxonomy places the organism in Eukaryota, Fungi, Ascomycota, Sordariomycetes, Hypocreales, Nectriaceae. The record is from RefSeq and is a predicted model, not a curated record. The transcript has a single exon. Bases 1 to 1020 code for a protein of 339 amino acids.
AUGGCGCCAAACACCAGCAACUCGACUGCUAACAACGAAUCGACAACUGACAACCAGAGCGCGGAGAGAACAACAACCCCGCCUGAUAGAGCGGCCGACGUGGUGCACCCCGGCUUUUCCAUUGCCUUUGUACUGGGCAUCUUGCUUGUGCUCCCUCUCAGCAUCGUCCUGGCGUUUCUGUUAAGGGACAGCGAGGGUGGUUCUACUCCCCCAGACAUCAUCUGGCCGCCAGCCGCCACCUCGGUCUCAUUUGACAAUGACAUGUGGGGCAAGAAGCCCAAGGUCCUGCCUCUCACCGAAUUCCUCACCUUGAGUAUCCCAAACAUCGUGAAAGUCUUCCCCAACGCGACACGCCUCUGUGCGCCGGCUAACAUUGAGCUGACCGACGCGCUCCAGGAGUUGGAGCUUGUCGUGGAGAAGUCUCACUUCGAGCCUCUCCGUGUCGAAGCCUGGACGCUGGGGCUGGUGCUCUAUGAGCUACACGUGCUGCCUUCCUCUGAGCCCGUGUUCUGGGAUAAGGAGCGUCAGCCCAACACCCACUAUGAGAACGCCGGCAAGCGUCUUGCGUGGCUUGCUUCUGAGUUCGAUAGAAUGUUGCAGAACCGCAUGAACCUGGCGAAGCGUCUCUCGGAGGAGAAGCAGGGAACGGACGGGGUGUUCAAGCCGCUUAAGGAAGACGUGUGUGGGUGGUCCGACGGACUGAACCUGCUGGUGAGCAAAGACCCAGCGACUCAGGACCUAUUCCCGCACCAGGAGGAGAUAACCAAAGCGUACUACCGGGUAUGGAUGAUGUGCACGAUGGUGGACUGGGCGUGGCGGGACCUGUUGGCCAUGACGCAGCACUUGGAGCGUGACGAUGCGGAAUGGCUCAAGGCGGCCGUGGGUCGGAUGACCAAUUGGGUCGAGGAGCAUGAGGAUCCCAUCACAAGAGAGGAUGCUCUUGAAGCAGAUGAGAUGAUGAAGGAUUUGGUCCAGGAGUACAUGGAGAAGCUGAAGUUGUGGUACUACUACGAUUAUUGA